AUGGACUUCAGUCUGUUUGAAAACCAGUUAUAUCCCACACCAGAGGAAACUGCUGUCAAUAAUGUGUCUGUGCUAUAUAAGAGGAAGAAAUUCUUCUUGACUAGUCUUAGGCACGAUGUUAAAAUCAUUGGGUUUCUCCUUUUAACUAUAGUAUAUCUACGAGAUAUUUCCAUGCUCAGAUUCAUCAUACGAGGUUUCCUCCAAUAUACCUUAUCAAAUCCUUUCCCUGCUACCCAUUUAUAUACUGAAGAAUCAAAGAAGUCACUAAUAAAGAUGUUGUUGUUGUCUGUAUUCUUCAUUAACGGAUUUUGUGUUAUAAUACAUCUAAUAUUUGGGAGUUUUUCAUCGAAUCCUAUAGGAGGCCAUUAUCUUUACGGAGGAAUGACGGUGGAGUUCAUCGGUGAACGUACACCUAUAAAUCGAUUAGAAUUAGUCAUCUAUGACUUAGUGAUAAUGUUCUGUCAAUUGGUUCUUCAUACAAUCCAGUGUUUUGUUGAUGAUUCGGAAAUUUUACUGGUUAAAAGAUCCGACACCGAUUCCUUGACCGAUCCCACAGACGAUUCCAAUGUCUUGAUGAAGAAACUUUCUGACGAUAAUGAUGGCUACAAUGGCAAAGUGAUGUUAAUAUCUAUUCAUUUACUUGAUAGCAUUAAAACUGUAAUGAGUUAUGAGACUUCCUUACAGUUUGAUGCUUAUAACCCCGAUUUGACCACAGAAUCCUUACCGGGAACUUUUAAUGCAUGA
Molecule: messenger RNA, 744 nt
Organism: Yamadazyma jaroonii
Lineage: Eukaryota; Fungi; Ascomycota; Pichiomycetes; Serinales; Debaryomycetaceae
Source: the annotation of a GenBank genome assembly